Messenger RNA from Osmia bicornis bicornis, 928 nucleotides. Its product is annotated as E3 SUMO-protein ligase NSE2-like. Gene Ontology annotation, cellular component: nucleus; Smc5-Smc6 complex. Bases 123 to 740 code for a protein of 205 amino acids. Gene Ontology annotation, molecular function: SUMO ligase activity; zinc ion binding. NCBI's taxonomy places the organism in Eukaryota, Metazoa, Arthropoda, Insecta, Hymenoptera, Megachilidae. The transcript has 6 exons. Gene Ontology annotation, biological process: double-strand break repair via homologous recombination; protein sumoylation. The record is from RefSeq and is a predicted model, not a curated record.
UUUAGAAGCUACUUAUUGAAAGUUGUAUACAAUUUACAUACAAGGAGACAGCUAAAAGUAUUUUGUUAAUGAUUUCUUUUCAAAGGAGUUCAAGGUAAUUCAAAAAGAAAUUGAUAUUGAAAAUGGCACAGUCUCAACAUGAAAAAGAAGAAUUGUAUGAUUCUUAUACAAAAGCUGCAGCUAGUAUCAUUUCUUAUUAUGAAAUGCCGGAGAGAAAGGAAAAAUUAAAAGAACUAAGGGAUAUUGUGCAAAAUAACUGUGUUCAAAAUGAAAGAUUAAAAGCAGCAAAAGAUGUGAAAAAACGAUUAUUAGACUUAUAUGGUCUUGAGGAUGAUGACCAUGGACAGACUGAUCCUGAACAAAUUAUCCAAGAAUAUAAAGAGGCCAUAUCAAAAAUUAAUGUGGAUGUAUCAAAUGAUAAAAAGCUUAUAGAAUUUGAUAAACAUGUAGAAGCAUUAUCAGAUAAAGUAGAAGAUGAUGGUGACACAGAUGCAGAAAUCCAAAUAUCAGGAGGGUACAUAAAUGUAAUUGAUCCAAUUACUAAAAAAAGGAUUGUUGACCCUGUAAAAAAUACUAUAUGCGGUCAUACUUACGAUCGAGAUAGCAUUACAGAAAUAUUGAAAUGCAACAAGAAAACAAGGUGUCCUGUUGUAGGUUGCAAAAAUAACGAAUUUGUAAAAAUAUCGCACCUUCGUGUAGAUAUUGUAACAAAAACAUAUCUUGAAAAAAAUCCUGCAUAAUAUUCACCAAAUUAAUUAUAUAAGUAGACUACUAUUGCAACUGUAUGUUGGUGUUGCUCCAAAUACCUAAGAGUUUAGUUUAAGUCUAAGAGUACAAUUAAAAUACGUAUCUCUUAAUAAUACAAUGUGAUAUGUAUUACAUAAGAAUAUUCAUAUGCAUAUUAAAUAAAGGUAUAUUUUAUUUUCUA